Plasmopara halstedii is the source of this 690-nucleotide messenger RNA. RefSeq names its product FOG: Transposon-encoded proteins with TYA, reverse transcriptase, integrase domains in various combinations. NCBI's taxonomy places the organism in Eukaryota, Oomycota, Peronosporomycetes, Peronosporales, Peronosporaceae. The record is from RefSeq and is a predicted model, not a curated record. Gene Ontology annotation, molecular function: zinc ion binding; nucleic acid binding. The transcript is spliced from 2 exons. The coding region runs from base 1 to 690 and encodes 229 amino acids.
AUGACGAAGGGACUAUGGGAUGCUGCUGCUGGAGCGGAAACGUUGGUAACGAAGAAGCAGCAAUCAUGGUCGACGCUAGAUGGGUUCCACCAAACAAGGUACAUGGCUGAUCGAUUGCAGUUAGAGGAAAAGUUUUCCUCGUUCAAGUACACCGCUGCAAACAUCAGUAAACAUGUGAUGGAGCUCGAGCAGUUAGUGAUGGAAAUGAAGAGCGCUAAUUGUAGUCCAAGCGAAGAAGAUAUUUGCGCAACACUAUUGAGAAGUCUACCAGGAUCGUUUGAGAGUCUAGUGGUACAAGCGUUCCGCAUGGCAGUAAUGCAUUCCAGCUUUGCAAAUUUGGUGAGCAAACUUAUUGCAGGAGAUGUGCGUCAGAAGGAGUCGUCGCGUAUUGGGAAAAUGACGCGAAGCUUGUCAACAAGAAGAAAAUGCGGCAAGAAGGGCCAUUAUGCAAGUGAUUGUCGAUCAAGUGGCAAGGGAUCUGGAGGAAGUACGGAUCAGUCGAACGUCGCGCUUAACGUGACAGAGAGUAUGACCAAUAUGAAUCAAAUCAUGGAUAGCCGAGCAUCUGCACACAUCUGUAAGGAGCGCAACGCGUAUAUAAACUACAUGGAAGAAUCAACAGAGCGCAAUGUGACAAGCGCGAAGAGUGGUGCGAAAUUAGAGGUACUCGGUUAUGGAAGUAGUGGGUGA